AUGAGAUCUCAAUUUAAAGACGAACAUCCUUUUGGUAAGUACUUAAAUCCACAGGUUUUUUUUUCUAAUGAUUUAAUACUAACAUUUUUCAUUUAGAAAAAAGACAAGCAGAAGCAGCUAGAAUUGCUCAAAGAUUUAAAGAUAGAAUUCCCGUUAUUUGUGAAAAGGUUGAAAAUUCAGAUAUUCCAGAAAUUGAUAAACGUAAAUAUUUAGUACCUGUUGAUUUAACAGUUGGACAAUUUGUAUAUGUAAUUAGAAAAAGAAUUAAAUUACCAAGUGAAAAGGCUAUUUUUAUAUUUGUUAAUGAUAUUUUACCUCCAACUGCUGCUUUAAUUAGUACAAUUUAUGAUGAACAUAAAGAUGAAGAUGGAUUUUUAUAUGUUUUAUAUUCUGGAGAAAAUACUUUUGGUUCGGAAAAAGUUAAAUUAGAUUUAUCAACAUUAGAUUAUGAUAAUAUUCCUAAUGAUAUUUGA
This is a messenger RNA of Insectozyma verbasci, 473 nucleotides long. NCBI's taxonomy places the organism in Eukaryota, Fungi, Ascomycota, Pichiomycetes, Serinales, Debaryomycetaceae. The record is from the annotation of a GenBank genome assembly.